Messenger RNA from Dentiscutata erythropus, 162 nucleotides. Lineage: Eukaryota; Fungi; Glomeromycota; Glomeromycetes; Diversisporales; Gigasporaceae. The record is from the annotation of a GenBank genome assembly.
GCCCUAAAAGAGAAUAUAAAACUUGGAAAUUUAAAAGCUGAAAAUUAUGACUUAUCUGAAGAUAUGCAUACUAGUUUAGAAGACUUGGCUGUAAAUGGAAAGCUUAUAUUUGAAGAAAUACCAAUGAUAAAAACUAUAAAAGGCUGGAUAGAAAGAUACAGU